Messenger RNA from Macrosiphum euphorbiae (potato aphid), 1785 nucleotides. NCBI's taxonomy places the organism in Eukaryota, Metazoa, Arthropoda, Insecta, Hemiptera, Aphididae. The record is from the annotation of a GenBank genome assembly.
AUGCCGAACUAUUAUAAAAGAAUACCUGGCAGUCGUACAUACCGAAAUUUUGCUGCAGAAACUUUGGAAAAUGCACUAAAGGAAAUCCGAAAUAAAAGUUUGAGUUACCGAAAGGCUUCAGAUAAGUAUGGUAUACCGAUAAGUACUUUAAGUAGGAAAAAAAACAACCUAAAUGUUAAACCCCACGGAGGCCAAACCGCUUUAACUUCUACUGAAGAAAAUGUUAUUGUAGAAACAAUAUUAUUUGCAUCUGAUUGGGGUUAUCCUUUUGAAAGGGAGGACGUUAAAACAUUGGUAAAGUCUUACUUAGAUCGUGCUGGGCGAAAAUUGAAGAUAUUUCAAGAUAAUAAACCUGGCGAUGAGUGGUACUCACGUUUUUUAGACAGAUAUUCUGAUGUUUUGAAACCUAGACUAUCUGAGAAUAUCAAAAGAUCACGAGCUGCUGUCUCAAGAACUAUCAUCAAUGAAUAUUUUAAUAAUCUUGAAUUAAGUUUAGAAAAUGUACCACCGGAAAACAUUAUCAAUUAUGAUGAGACAAAUUUUAUAGAUGAUCCGGGUAGAACAAAAGUUUUAGUGAGGAAAAAAACCAAACAUGCUGAUUCAGUAAUGGAUUCAACAAAGUCUGCUACAUCGGUUAUGUUUGCUGUUGAUGCAUCUGGUGUUAUGCUUCCUCCAUAUGUUGUUUACAAAUCCCUCCAGAUGUGGGAACCUUGGACGUUAGGAGGGCCAAAAGGAUGUAGAUACAACAGAUCACACUCUGGGUGGUUUGAUCAAUCAAUAUUUGAAGAAUGGUUUCAAACCAUAAUCAUUCCACAUUGCCGUCGUUUGGUAGGUAUAAAAGUUAUUAUUGGUGACAACUUGGCUAGCCAUAUUUCAGUCAAUAUUGUUAAGCUCUGUAAACAACAUGAUAUUAAAUUUAUAUUUCUGCCACCCAACAGCACACACCUGACUCAACCAUUGGAUGUGUGUUGUUUUCGUCCCAUGAAAAUAGCAUGGCGUAGGGUAUUAAAGAUGCAUAAAUUAAAAAAAAAAGGACCACUUACUAAAGAUGUGUUUCCGAAAAUUCUAAAAGCAACAUUAGAUAAACUUAAAAUUUCUCAAUCUGAUAAUAUAAAAUCUGGGUUUAAAGCUACUGGCAUAUACCCGAUAGACCGAGAUAAAGUGUUGAUUAAAUUACCCGGGGAUCCAGACUCGUCCUCAGCCUCUUCUAUUAUCCCACAAGUAUUGCAUGAUUUGUUUAAGGAAACUAGAUUUGGUUCUAACGAUGGACCAGCAAAGAAAUGCAAAAGAAAAAGAUUUAAUAUAGAGCCGGGCCGGAGUGUAACUGAAGCUAAUAUGUUUCAUGAAGGAGAAGACCUUGGACUUGACACAGAGCUUAAUAAUGAAGAAGAAUUAAACCCAAAUACUGAACUUAACCCUAAUGAGACUGAACUAAAUACAAUUAGUGAAAAAAACUAUGAGACUGAAGAAAAUUAUGAGACUGAAGGAAAUUAUGAGACUGAAGAAAACGGUGAGACUGUAAUUAUUAAUAUUAAUAACCUAAAAGUAGAUGAUUUUGUUAAGGUAAAAUUUGAAACUAUAAGAAGCAACUUUGAAGAAUACAUGGGCCAAAUUACUGAAAUAGAGGAAGAGAACAUACUAUGCCGGUUCCUAAGAAAGAGCCAAAGUAUGAGAGGAUGUUAUUCUUUUCCAUUCAUUAUAGAUGAAGCAUAUGUUACUUUAGAUCAAGUUGUAAAAAAAUUAAAGGUUCUAACAGAGAGAAGAGGUAAUUUUAAAUUUGAAUAA